CGCGCGCACGUCUCAAAAUACGUUUAAAACCAAUUCAACAUCAAUAAAUCGCAAAACGAUUAGUGGAUUGUAAUAUUUGUAAUAAAAGUUCAUUAAAAACGAUUAUUUUUGUGUGUGUGUGAGUGUCUGUGUGUUGCGUUUGUGCGAGUGUAAAAUGGUGCGCACGUUGAAAGUGGUCGGGUGUUUCAGAAUGCCCAAACGUGCCAAAGUUGAACCGGCUCCAAGCGGCGAAGGAAUAUUCACUAUUGAUAUGUCAUCAACGAGCACUUUGGAUGUAGCCACAGCAUCCCAGCCAGCUCUUUCGGGAGUUCCAGCAGUAGAAAUGCAAGCGAAACACAGCGUAUUAUGGCAUUUACUCAUCGACCUGCCAAUAGUCCUGCUCGUUGCGGCAGUAUGUAUUUGUUUGGAAGUCGGGGCGCUGCCGAGCCGACGCAGCGGCUUCACGUGCAACGAUCCAGCUCUCUCUUUCCCGCAUACGGGAGACACGUUUUCCAUCUCGCUUGUCGCAGCCAUUACGGUUAUCGUGCCUUUUUUCGUUCUCUGGGCCGUAGAAGCGAUGCUAUAUCAAGACGACGAAUACAACAUGAAGAAAAGAAAGAUGCUGGCCAGCGCUAAAACCGCCGGUCUCAUCUACAGAGAUUACAUAUACGGGGCGGUCGUUAAUCUCACCAUCCUUGAGGUGGUCAAGUGUGUGGUCGGCACUCCGAGGCCCACGUUCUUUGACCUCUGCCAACCAGACAAAGCGUUGACUUGCAAUGAUUCCGAGUACGUGAGCAGCUACAAGUGCACUUCGACUCAGUACUCCAGGUACUUGCAGAUCGAUUCCAGCAGGAGUUUUCCUUCGGCGCACGCUUCUCUUUCCGUUUACUGCGGUUUGUUCUUGGCGUGGUACCUCCAGCGUCGGGCUUUCAGCUGGCACAACCGCUCAGUGCUGCUGAUCCCGCUGGCCCAGGUCCUGGCUCUGGUGUACGCGGCUGUGUGCUCGCUGAGCCGACUCACCGACCACCGGCAUCAUUGGUGGGACGUGCUCGUUGGCGGACUGAUGGGUGUGCUUAGUGUCAUGUACACGAUCGUAGUCCUCUGCAAGAACUUCUCACAGCCGUCCGUGGUCAGCACCAGUGACAUAUCGAGCAGCGACGGCAACAACCACCAGGCCGUCCAGAGGCUUCUCUCGAGCGCACCGAGGGUCGUGGUGCCCUAGCCACAAGCGGUGUAAGCUGAACGCUUACCGGAACUGGCAGGGGAUAAUAGACCCAAGUGCGGUGAUUAUGUGAGUGAAUUUACACUACAGCCAGGUGACGUAGGAGACGGUCGAUGUCAAAAAAAAAUCUAAUAAUUCUAGAUUACGAUUCUAGAUUAAGCAGAGGACGAGAACUGAGAGGUAUGAUGAAUGAAAAGUUUGUUGACGGCAAUGAUUUGUCGCGUCAAUACGGAAUGAAUAGAAGUCUUUCGGAAUUCGAUUAUCAAUAAUAAUUCGAUGUAAACGAUUAAAAGAUACUUUACAAAAAUAUCGAUUCAGAUUGUCUCGAUUCUGUUCGUGUUAUCGUGAUUCGGGUUUUGAAUCUAUGUAAUAAAUCGUUACAAUCGUAUAUAAAUGGUAAUAAAGCUUAAGUGAAAUUUAUUAUCUUUAGCGACGUUUCGUUCGGAUUCUACAUAUUUAGUUUUAGAGAUUUUAUGAGACUUGACAAUUAGAAGGCAGCUUAGUUUCUUAGAGCCAUUAGAAGCGGUAGGCGCGAGUCAAAUGCUAGUUGUAGUUUUAGGUCAUUUGACUAGAUGUAGUAUUAUGUUAAGUUUGUCAAUAUAGAUGUUGUGUAUUUUGUAAAUAUUGUCACUAUGGAAUAGAACAGAUCUUGUUUUUCGAAAUUGCCGCACGACAAGCCAACAUCAUCACGUGUGACGUCAUUUGUGGCCAAAUUAAGCGACGCGCUAGCCACAGAAUAUAAAUCAAGAAAAUAGUAGCCACAUAUGACAUUACCCGUUGUGAUUGAUCUUCGAACAAAUAGAUUCGAGACCUUUCAAACGAGCAGCUUAAAGUUUGACAAGUAAUUCUUUAAUUUCGCGUGUUGUAAAAUAAAUUAAAAGUAUUUUUACGGCUUAAUCUUUCCACUUUACAAUUUACAGUUUUCGUAGUUACGGACGAUUAUAUGGAAGGGUGAAAGGCAUUUUUGCAACUUACAGGAGAGUUAUCUAUAUACAUAACGACGCUUGAAAGGCAAACAUGACUAAGCGACAAUAACUGCUUUGUACAUAAAUGAUAGGCAAUAAUCAUAUUCGA
Bombyx mandarina (wild silkworm) is the source of this 2275-nucleotide messenger RNA. RefSeq names its product phospholipid phosphatase 2. Gene Ontology annotation, biological process: phospholipid dephosphorylation; signal transduction; phospholipid metabolic process. The record is from RefSeq and is a predicted model, not a curated record. Gene Ontology annotation, cellular component: plasma membrane. Lineage: Eukaryota; Metazoa; Arthropoda; Insecta; Lepidoptera; Bombycidae. Gene Ontology annotation, molecular function: phosphatidate phosphatase activity.